Lycium ferocissimum is the source of this 306-nucleotide messenger RNA. RefSeq lists its product as uncharacterized. The record is from RefSeq and is a predicted model, not a curated record. Bases 1 to 306 code for a protein of 101 amino acids. The transcript has a single exon. Lineage: Eukaryota; Viridiplantae; Streptophyta; Magnoliopsida; Solanales; Solanaceae.
AUGGAAGAGGAGCUUUCAGCUUUAGAAGACAAUCAUACAUGGAAUUUGAUAUCUAAACCAGCUGAAGCUUCUAUUAUUGGGAGUAAAUGGAUUUAUUCUGUGAAGAAAAAGUCUGAUGGCACACUGGAGAGGUAUAAAGCUCGACUAGUAGCUCAAGGAUAUAAACAACAAUAUGGGCUGGACUAUGAUGAGACUUUGUUCCCACUUGCAAAGAUGAUGACAAUUCGUCUGUUGCUCACGAUUACAUCUGUCAAACAAAGGGCAACUUCAUCAAAUGGAUGUGAAAAAUGCAUUUUUGCAUGGUGA